This is a messenger RNA of Fusarium poae, 2016 nucleotides long. RefSeq lists its product as uncharacterized. The record is from RefSeq and is a predicted model, not a curated record. Bases 1 to 2016 code for a protein of 671 amino acids. NCBI's taxonomy places the organism in Eukaryota, Fungi, Ascomycota, Sordariomycetes, Hypocreales, Nectriaceae. The transcript has a single exon.
AUGAUACGCCUAUACAUACUUCUUUGCCUCUUACCAUGCCUCCUCCUGACCGCUCCAUUUGCUCAUGCUGCCCUCUUGCCUCGCCUCAAAGCGACAUUCAACCUACCAGGUGCCGUUUUUACUGAGCCUGAAACCAGAUCUCUCAAAGUAGUCCCGUUCAAAGAGCUUCCUGGGCAAUCUCAUCAUGGCCAUCGACUUCAUCAUACUCUCAGUUUGGUGAAGCGACUGGUCGAAGACCAGGGCGAUAUGGUUGAAGUUACGGAGGAAGCUCUGGAGGAACUGCUGGAACAGAUCAACAAGCUUCAUGACCAAGUCAAUGGCAUGAUGCCUUCUGGUGCACCAGAUAGACAGCCUUCUCGUGAGACAGGUGCCUCAUCAAACGGACAGUCUGCAGGUUCUUCUGAUGGAUCUUCCAGCGAUGGUCAGCCCAAACAGCUACCUGGGCAGCCAGCCGAAGCUAAAGUUUCUGACCCCGAGGAUGCACCUGGUCCAUCUGAAGUUCCUAUAGUCUCUGAGCCCUCUCUGCGACCUGAGUUACCUGCACCAACAGAUGACGCUGAUGCUGUUCGCGAGCCACAACCUCCGAAUUCACCAGAACAAUCAAGCGUACCAGGACAGUCGCGGAUAGAGGGGCUUGAUAGACAAGCAAAAUCGGCACUGGCCCCAGCAGCUGCAAAUCCCACUCAGGCAGCGAACGACAAACCUACUAACCCCCCUAGCGAAGCCGAGCCUGAAGUGCCGCCUGGUGAUGGUGCAGCUGUGGCCUUGACAGAGUCUGCAGAUGCCUCUGAAAACGGUGAGGCUCUCCAGUCCGACAACCUACCCAACAAUGCCGUUGCUCAACCCUCAGGCGACUCUCAGGCUCCAUCCGGGACACAAGUCAACACGGCAGAAGACGUCAAGCCAACUGAGGAGCCCCAAGAUGAAGAUUCUAGUCCUGUUCCUAGCGACACCGAUGCAGGACAAUCCAGUGCUUUGCCCGGAGGUGCAUUCAUUGAGAGUCCUGAUGGGAUACUUCAGACACUUUCAAACGGUGUCACACCUACGGAACAGCCUGGUGAUCCAGCACCUGAGGAAACCCAGGAGUCGUCGCCGCCAGACGACGAGUGUGCUGAAAAUGAAGUAAGUGGUCUCCCCGGCACAAUUAGAAACUCUAACUGCACACCAGGUAAUAGGCCAUUUACGAGCGACCCUGCGCAAGACGCUUCAGCAAAUCCGUCUCUUGUCGCUACCGCGGAGACAAGCCUGGCUCAGAUAGCUGCUACAGCUUCUGAACUUGCGAGUCAAGAACCGAUAAAGGGAGACUCCCCCGUGGCUACCCAAGUCAAAGGACAGGCCCCAGCACUGGAGACUGAAGCUACAUCAACGCCGACUAUCAAUGUUGUGGACUCGCAGCAGCUUGCUGCACCUACAUUGAUAGCUAGCCCCCCUGUAGCUUCCAACCUUGAGCCCUCGACCGUGAUGCAGCUUUCAGUAGAGAAGACAUCUCCAAUUCUGAGAACUUUGGUGUUUACUUCCGUGAUCACAAAAUCUUCAACUAUCAAGAUAACUACCACUCGCACGGAGUUUGUCGACGCGAACGAGCCCACUCGGUCUUUCAAGGCUCCUGGUCAUGUUUUCAAGGAGGAUGAAGAUGCAGGCGCAACUUUCAACAAAGAUGGAAAGCUUGCUGUAGAAGAUAGUGAUGACGACAAUACACCAGGUAUUAACACACUGGAUAGGAUAAGAAGAACGAAAGCUGAUUAUUUUGAAGAAACGCCCCUUCAAGGAACCUCUCUCGGUACCGAAAUUACGCCAGAGACUGCGUCCCCCAGCACCACGAUAAUGGCCAUGACAACGACAAUCAGCUUGAGUUACCGAAGCACCAUGCCGACUCCAGAAGCCACUCAGAACCUUGUGCCUGCUUUGGUACCAUCCGCUAUCAUACGUGGUAAUGGGACAGACGAUACGACACCUACCAGCGGGUUCAAGACCGUCAGAUCGACGGCUAGUUUGGCAGAGAGAGCACUGAUUUAG